AUGGAUUUACCAUUAUCCGCACCUUUUCUUUACCUACUCACUGAAGAGGGUAAUCGAAAAUCCCCAGCGAGCGUGAAUACACCCGCAGACGAAGAAGAUGCAUGGCCAUCAGAUAUACUUGAUUUUCAGCAUUUUGUUGAGAUUUACCAAGAACGUGGACGAUUUCUAAAGGAUUUAAUGAUCUACUGUCGGGAAAAGAAGGCAAUUAAGUUUGCCCCAGGCAGUGUGGAAUACUUGAAAGCGGAUUUACAGUUGCAACAACGCAUUUUCUCAUGUGACCUGGAGUCGUUGUGUAUCACAAUGACAUUUGGUUCAGUGACUCAGCGAUUCGGUCAGACUGAAUUUCCUCUCACAAGACGAUACGACACUGCUGUUGCCGGAACAGCAAGUACAGACGAAGUAGAUGAGUCGACCGAAAGCGAUGAAACACUGUGCUCGUCUAAUGCGGAAUCGUAUGUUCGCAGGUGUCUACAUUUUGCCCUUGAACAUGGGAUACGCAGACAACUGAAUGCAUUUCGUGCUGGAUUUGAACGCGUUAUCCCGAUUAGUUCACUAUCUAUGUUCACCCCGAAGGAGUUGGGUCAGCUUAUUUCCGGUGAGUCCAGUCCGGUUUGGAAUGCUAAGGAAUUGUGGACUCAUUGUGAACCGGCUGCCGGGUACAAUCGUAAUUCCAAAGGAUUUCUCAUGCUCAUCGAAACUCUGGCCAGUUUUGAUACAAUCGAGCGACGAGCUUUUCUUCGUUUUGUCACAGGCACAUACACACACAGUGGUCAUUCUUCUGUUGCAUAUUGGGUCCAUGCCGAAGAGCAUCAAAAUUCAGGCUCAGUAGUGGAGCAGUCAAGUUAUAAGGAAUUUGCCAGGGCAAUGAAUGAUACUGCUGAUAAAAUACCGUCCUAUUCAUCCUGCUAUGCUGGAAGACAUGCAGCUCAAUCCCUAAUAAGCAAAUAUACCGGUUACGCCACCAGUGCAACAGGUAUAUCCUGUGAGCUUGUUAACCGAAAUGACCCACCAAUCGAAUGCAACAUUGGAUGUAAUGUUUCUAAUUUGACUGGAAGAAAGCUGGCUCCAUUAAAUUGUGGUCCGUUGGGUGAAACACUUAAUGAUCAAGCAACAAAGCAUCGCCUGAGAGCCGAGCUUCCUCAUUUGACUCGGAGAGAUAUAAGCAAAAUACGUGAACCAAUAUACGAUAUACUCUGUCAGAGUCUGUUGCAGAAUGGGUAUCACAAAUCUUUCGCUGAAAUAUUCCAUCUGUACGAAAAACAAAACGAGGACAGACGACUGGCCGGACCUGAUUCACCCCUGUGGUUUAUUCCUCCGAUUGCGGAACAGCCAGACAAGAUCAAACUACUCGCUUAUCAUCUUUCCGAAGCCGAAUCGGCGCUCAGACGUCGAGAUCCGCACACUGUAUUCAGCUCGUACCUUCUCCUCGGUCGAGAAUUUCAAGAUUGUCCAGACGAUGUUUGGUUAGCUGAACACUUUUUUCAAUACGCUCUCCAGAUUGCGGAGGGGAUUACAGACGAUGACAAACUGAAAUUGGCCGUCGCUCACCAGCAUUAUGGAUUGGUAUUACAGAUGCGAGGACAGUUGGCUCUUGCUGCACAAAGUCUUCGGGAGUUCUAUCGAUUGACUCGUGAAAAACAGUGGACAAACGAUUGUGGUCAAUUGUUAUCACGAUUGGCCUCUCAGUUUUUGGUGGAUAAUUAUUUGAAACAAAUAGACGACUGUCCAGAAGAUUAUCACUCUAAUCGAAUAGAGCUUUGUCGUCAAGCUCACAAAAUUGCACUCGAAUGCAAUGAUUGGGAUACAGAGGCUAUGGUUUGGCUUCGUCUUGGACAAUUGCUUGAGGAAGCCGGGUACUACGACGAGGCUCUUGAAUGCCUCAAUGUCAACGACUGCCGCGAUUCCAUUGAAGCCGCACGUAUAAUGAUUGGGGUUUCACGGGCACAUCUGAUGAAUCAAGCGUAUGUGUUAAACAUGCAAGACGAAAAUCCUCCGGGAAUCUUACGCCUGAUUUCGUGGAAGUCAAAACCGGUGAAUGAAGAGCAGGUGUUUCCCAUCAAGGAACUAAAGCUACCGCCGAUCCGGUUCAACGAUCGUCAACCAAAUCGUGAUGUCCUGACCUACUCCAAGCAUCCGGCAACUGGCUUUUUGCAUCGGAAAUAA
Echinostoma caproni is the source of this 2163-nucleotide messenger RNA. Lineage: Eukaryota; Metazoa; Platyhelminthes; Trematoda; Plagiorchiida; Echinostomatidae. The record is from the annotation of a GenBank genome assembly.